Messenger RNA from Solea senegalensis (Senegalese sole), 2081 nucleotides. It is a transcript of the gene pcmt1, whose product is annotated as protein-L-isoaspartate (D-aspartate) O-methyltransferase. The record is from RefSeq and is a predicted model, not a curated record. Gene Ontology annotation, molecular function: protein-L-isoaspartate (D-aspartate) O-methyltransferase activity. Lineage: Eukaryota; Metazoa; Chordata; Actinopteri; Pleuronectiformes; Soleidae. The coding region runs from base 175 to 987 and encodes 270 amino acids. The transcript has 8 exons. Gene Ontology annotation, cellular component: cytoplasm. Gene Ontology annotation, biological process: protein modification process.
CUAAUCUGUGACUGCACCUAUGGGCUUCAAGUCUUUUUCCUUUUAAGUGGUGAUGUCAUUUCAACAGAAAGUGAGAUAAAAUGGACAACUUGUAGAUGUCUGAAUUUCCCCAGUGUCCUCUGUAGCAUGUCUCCGCGUUGUGGCACAGUGUCCCCGCAGUGAAACCACCUCUGGAUGCCCGGUGACGUGCCCGCUGCUGCUCCGCCGUCUCCUCUGGAGGUUGUCAGCUUCCUCGGUAAAACCGUCGGCGCAGGCGCGGCAUUGACAGCUGCCGUCUACUUACUCCGCAAAGUCUGCUUGAUAAUGGCGUGGAAAUCCGGAGGAGCCAGCCACGCAGAGCUCGUCAACAACCUCCGCAAAAAUGGCAUUAUUAAAUCCGACAAGGUUUACGAAGUCAUGCUGGCGACAGACCGAGCCCAUUUCUCUAGGUGUAAUCCAUACAUGGACUCGCCACAGUCAAUAGGUUAUCAAGCAACCAUCAGCGCUCCUCACAUGCAUGCCUACGCCCUGGAGCUUCUACAUGACCAGCUGUACGACGGAGCCAAAGCUCUGGACGUCGGCUCCGGCAGCGGAAUCCUGUCUGUCUGCUUUGCACGAAUGGUCGGACCUAAAGGGAAAGUAAUAGGAAUCGAUCACAUCCAGGAGCUGGUGGACGAUUCUGUAAACAAUGUGAAGAAAGACGACCCAAGUUUGAUCACAUCAGGCCGAGUCAAGCUAACAGUGGGAGACGGGAGACUGGGCUACGUGGAGGAGGCGCCGUAUGAUGCCAUUCAUGUUGGCGCGGCAGCAGCCACCGUCCCCCCAGCUCUUUUGGAGCAGCUGAAACCCGGCGGUCGGCUCAUUCUGCCCGUGGGCCCGGCGGGAGGAAACCAGAUGCUGGAGCAGUACGACAAGCUGGACGACGGCAGCACCAAAAUGAAGACCUUGAUGGGGGUGAUUUAUGUGCCUUUAACAGACAAAGAAAAGCAGUGGUCCAGGUGGAAGUGACUUCCUUCUCCCUCUCCUCCCUCUCUCUGCUUCUCACAGUGGCAAAGGGAUGAACUUUGAAGAGGAAGAACGUCCAUAAUCCACCUUUAAGUUUGAACCCUGGAGAGAACGUGACAUCACAUUCAAAGCGGAAAAAAAAAAACCAUGCUCUUUUUUGUUCACGUCUUAACGAUGAUGGACUGGAAGAACCACACUAAUGGUGGCGGCGGCGGCGGCGGCGGCGUGUGAAGACAGACCUGCUUGAAGCUCGGCACAGAAAAUUCGGGACAGAGGGAGUUUUGAUUUUCCUAUCAGGCGUGCAUUGUUUUUGUUUGUUUUUCUUUUGAACCGUAGGAUUUAAGGGUUGUUUUUUUUUUUUUUUUGGUUUGUUUUGUUUUAUUUCAUCCGCCUGCCAUUUUUACAGAGACAUUUACAUGUUCGGUAGCAUCAGCGCUGAAUGUAGAGGAGGGGACGUGCUGGACAUUGACGACGAGGAAAAGCCUGGGAUUUCUUUCUUCUUUUUUUUUGUGAGCGAGUGAGUGAGUGUGUAAGGAAUGAUCAUUUCACUUCUCGGCUAACGCGUUAGCUUUCUUCCCUGACCAGCAGUAUUAGGAACACACUCUCACAUGCGUCACUCUGCAGCUUCCCGCACACGUAGAACAUGCAUUUGAAAACACACUGAGCAUUUUACUCCAAAGAGAGCAAAGCACUAAUAACACUGACACACACACACACACACACCAGGCUGCGCUUCCCAUGUGUCCAUGUGCUGCUUUUUCUGCCGCUGGUUUCUCACCACUAACAACAACUAGUCGUGCAGACUCUUUUCUGGUGACUGGUAAAAGUAAAUGGGUGUAGAAGAAGAGGAAAUAAUAAUAAAAAAAAAAAGAAGUCACUUGCUUUGCCAAAAUAUUCUCCAACAUUAUUAAGCAAAUGAAUGUGUGUUUUCAUGAAAUAACAAUAAUCAUAAUAAUGAUGAAAAACCUACAUGCAUUUAAAAAAAUAAGAAAAGAAAAAAAGUACAUCUUAUUUUUGGGUGAUUAGAAGUGAUGGAUUAUGUUUGGCUUUCACAGAUUAUGGAAUGGCAUAUGGAAAUAAAGAGAUGCUUAUGUUUU